AUGAAUAAUUAUACUUUAGUUUUGGAGUAUGCUGAUAGUGAAUUGCAGUUAGCAAACACUGUGUUAUGUUUGUUAUGUUUACAUGAACUUGAUAUAAUUCAUCGUGAUCUGCUUGUAUAUCAGAAGUAUAUUAAAUUGGAAGACUUUGGAUUAUCAAGAAAGAUUUCUGAAGCGUCAAGUAAUAUAUCAAAAUUAAUGUCAAGUGGACGUCAACCAUUUAAAAAUAUUGAGUAUGAUAAAUUUAACUUAGCUAUACAUGGAGGAAAAAGAGAAGAAAUUAUCAAUGAAACUCCUACUAUUGAAUAUAAAUGUUGGAGAUAUGAACCAAAUGAACGUCCAAGCGUACGAAAGCUUGUUUCAAUACUUAAAUCAAUUAUUCUGAAAAAAAACUCUACACUUGUUGAUGACAUUUACCGGAAAAUUAUGAAUGGUGUUAAAAAAGAUGAAGUUGAAGCUUUGAAUGGUAUAAGAUCAGCUGAACAAGAAUAUAGCGAUGCGCAAAUAAUCUUAACAGAAAAAGAUAUAGGAAAAGCAAUUUAUUGGUAUCAAAAAGCAGCAGAUGAAGGAAAUAAAAUCGUACAAUAUAAUUUGAGUUAUACACAAAAUAAACUUGGAACCCUUUAUAAAAAUGGCAUAGGAACAGAUAAGGAUUUGGAAAAAACUGCCCAUUGGUAUAAAGAAGCAUUAGAUAAUGGAUAUAAAGAAGCUAAAGAAAAUUUGGAUAAUAUAGAGUCGAGAUCACAUUAUAGCUGA
Rhizophagus irregularis DAOM 181602=DAOM 197198 is the source of this 753-nucleotide messenger RNA. RefSeq lists its product as uncharacterized. The record is from RefSeq and is a predicted model, not a curated record. Lineage: Eukaryota; Fungi; Glomeromycota; Glomeromycetes; Glomerales; Glomeraceae.